Molecule: messenger RNA, 1854 nt
Organism: Oncorhynchus kisutch (coho salmon)
Lineage: Eukaryota; Metazoa; Chordata; Actinopteri; Salmoniformes; Salmonidae
Product: PR domain zinc finger protein 14-like
Exons: 8
Coding region: 37-1854 (605 amino acids)
Biological process (GO): regulation of transcription by RNA polymerase II
Cellular component (GO): nucleus
Molecular function (GO): protein binding; RNA polymerase II transcription regulatory region sequence-specific DNA binding
Source: RefSeq, a predicted model, not a curated record
UCAUCACAGAUUGGCUCUGCCUCCCCGCCUGCUGUGAUGUCUCUGUCCAGCAUCCCCGCCGUGAAGGACAAGCCGUUCCACUCCAACCCCCUCAAAGGCAGGCCUGUCCGGGGUUCGGGUUACUACGCUGCCCCGCUGCCCGGAGCCCACCACUACAUGAACAUCUUCAGGAGCUCUCAGCAUCCCCUCCACCCGCUCAAGUCUCUGGGACGGCUAGUCACCGACACCCAGGCAGUCAUGCCGUUCAACUUCACCACCGGAACACCCUCGUUCUUCGGCAACGGCGGCCACCAAGCCACCGCCGUUAACGUUCUUCACGAGCAGAUCUUUAACGUAUCGCACAUCCCCUACUUCAACCGGAUGAUGCCGGGAGUAGGACACACGAUUUACUCCAAGCACGAGGAGCUGGCAGCGGUGGUGACCGAGCACGCCAUCGGCCCGUUAUCUGUAGGCCUAUCAGACUUCAGCAGUCCCGUCUCGAGCAAGAGGUCCUCCGCUCCCUCACCGUCUAAAGAAAGUUUAUUCCACCUCAGGGGAACCGAACUAUCACCGGAGAAAACGCGCACUUAUAGUUUCAGCGAGGACGACCUUUUCAUGGUCCUGUAUGGAUGUUCCCGGAGCCAGGUGCAUAAUUCCGGUCAAGCCAUCUCCGGAGUAGCCCUGCUUGGGAACUCAGUUUGCAACAGCGAACAACUCACCUUGGAAACUGAGGCGCUUGGACUUCCAGAAGGGUUAUCUAUCCACCAGACAAGGUACGGCAGUUUGUCCCACUACGGAGUUUACGCAGAGAAGAGCGCCAUCACAAAGGGAACCCGGUUCGGCCCAUUUCAGGGGAAACUGGUCAAUACCAGCGAGAUCAAAACAUAUGACGACAACACGCUGAUGUGGGAGGUGUUCGAGAAUGGCGGGUUGAGUCACUUUGUCGACGGCCGGGGCUCGUCCGGUAACUGGAUGUCCCUAGUGAAGUGCGCACGCUUCCCAGAAGAGCAGAACCUGAUCGCGGUACAGAGUAAGGGACAGAUCUUCUACGAGGCCUGUAAGGAGGUCCAGCCUGGCCAGGAGCUGCUGGUCUGGUACGGGGACUGCUAUGUUCAGUUCCUGGGGAUUCCUCUCACUCUGAAGGACUCGCUGGAGGAGGGGAAUACCAUGCUUCCAAUUGAAGAUUCUGGAGAGGGUUUUAAGUGUGAUCGGUGUGGCAAAGUGUUCACCUAUCAGUACUACAGAGACAAACAUCUGAAGUACACGCGCUGCGUGGACCAGGGUGACCGGAAGUUCCCGUGCAACCUCUGCAGCAGGUCGUUUGAGAAGAGAGACCGAUUGAGGAUCCAUAUACUACACGUUCACGAGAAACACAGACCACAUAAGUGCUCAGUGUGUGGGAAGAGUUUCUCUCAGUCUUCAAGUCUCAACAAACACAUGCGCGUGCACUCUGGAGAGCGCCCUUACAAGUGUGUGUACUGUAACAAGGCCUUUACUGCCUCCAGCAUCCUGCGCACGCACAUCCGCCAGCACUCCGGAGAGCGGCCUUUCAAGUGUAAACACUGCGGGAAAGCCUUCGCCUCGCACGCGGCUCACGACAGCCACGUCCGGCGCACCCACGCCAAGGAUAAACCCUACCCGUGCGACGUGUGUAGAAGCACCUUUCAAGAAGCGACAGAACUCAAUAACCACAUGAAGAGUCACACAAAAAGACCCCUCUCAGAAACCACUACCAUCUCAAUAAACGGAUCUUUUGAGGAUACAACAACGAUGCUUUCAGUCACCAAGGACUGCAGGACGCAAAGACUGACGGAGGAGAACAUCUCGUACACAGGACUGACGGUUCUGAACCCAGAAUAUCGACCCUGGAACUAA